ACGAGUGCAACCUCUGUCCAGAUAAGAUCUUUGAAGAUGGCGCUCUUCAUGAAAUUCGUAAACGAACCGAUGUGGAAAAUUACCUGUAUUUUAUUAAUUAUUGUUGUCUGUCAGCCAAUUUUAUCAGAAACUUACACAUUACCAUUUAAAGUGCAUGACAUGUAUCCGGACGACAAAGUGACCUGCGAUUGCGCAUAUGAACGACAUUUUGAGAUAUAUUGUUACCCUGGAAAACCGAAGCACGUUCUCCACACCUUCGAAACAGUGACGUUGAAAAUAAAUGUGGAUCCUAGUAAUUAUGAUGUCUAUUUGGGACACACGCCAGAAGAAGUUGCAGAGCAGCUGGAAUUGCAGCAGUCCUCGUGGAGCUUCAAUCUGCUUUCUUCUAAGUCUAAUAUACACCAUCUUGAUCCUUUCAACCGCACAUGUGUUGGUGUGUACAAUAUGAAGCGGGGAAAAUAUACUGUGGAGCUCCUCCAUCUGCGUGUUGACUAUUGGAGAGUGUUGUUGAUUGCUGUUGCUAUGCUGACCUUCAUGUCUGCUCCUCAGCUAAGCGAAAAUUCAUUGUUUUAUUACAUUUGUGGAAUAUCACUUGGAAUAACAGCCAGCUUUCUUAUCUUAACCUACUUCAUCAGCAGACUAUUUCCUAAGAGACCUUUAAUGUAUGGUUUUUUAAUUGGUGGAUCGACUGUAGCAUUGUACAUCGUUCAGACCAUUUGGGGAAAUCUCCAGCUUAUUCUGCAGCAGUACCAGAAGUAUGUGUUGUUGUAUAUUGGAUGUACUGGACUGAUCAGCUUCAUCGUGUGCUACAGGUUAGGGCCAGUGACUGACCCACGCAGCAAAAAUCUCAUCAAAUGGGCUUUGCAGGGCAUGGGACUCUGGUUGAUUUACUCAAGCACCUGUUAUCAGGAAGCUGCUGUUGCUUUAAUGCUGACUGUUAUAAUGUGUUACAACUUCCCAAGUGUUUGGAUAUCAAAACUUCAAGCUGCAUGGAAACGAAGAUUCCCACCAAAGUUAAAAUUAUUAUCAGAGGAGGAAUACUAUGAACAGGGUGUUCGUGAAACAAAGAAAGCUCUUGAGGAACUCAGAGGAUACUGCUCCAGUCCAGAGUGUGAUACAUGGAAGACAGUUCUCAAACUGAAAAAUCCAGUGAGAUUUGCAGAAUUCAUGAAAGGAGACUCACAUUUAAGUGAUGAUGAAAUGGUUCAGUAUGAAGUAGAAUCCAGACAUUCUACUGCCGACUAUGACUACUCUGAUGAAGAGGAAGAAGACUGACAUCUGCUCUAAAGGGCAGCAAAUAUGUAUUGGUUACUAAUGUAAUUACUCAGGAGAAAUUGAUGACUGUGCCAAAAAACUGAAUAAUUAUUUUUAUUGUUGGCAAUGGACAUUGUACCAUUGUAGUAAUUAUAAUCUCUAUGAGAUGUGUGUUUUUAGAACAUCAGAUUUUGAAUAUUGAUUAGUGUAUUUAUGAUUCAGAAUGAUUUUAAUAAAAUUUAUAUGAUAAAAUA
Schistocerca nitens (vagrant locust) is the source of this 1508-nucleotide messenger RNA. It is a transcript of the gene Nemp, whose product is annotated as nuclear envelope integral membrane protein 1a. The record is from RefSeq and is a predicted model, not a curated record. Gene Ontology annotation, cellular component: nuclear envelope. The transcript has 8 exons. Lineage: Eukaryota; Metazoa; Arthropoda; Insecta; Orthoptera; Acrididae. Bases 37 to 1275 code for a protein of 412 amino acids.